This is a messenger RNA of Leptonychotes weddellii (Weddell seal), 2082 nucleotides long. NCBI's taxonomy places the organism in Eukaryota, Metazoa, Chordata, Mammalia, Carnivora, Phocidae. The record is from RefSeq and is a predicted model, not a curated record.
GUUGUGGACUGUUUUCUAGGUGUCUGCAGCCUUGGCUAGGAAGAAGGGGAAAGGCUUGCAUAAAGACAUGGCUAUCUUUUGGCACAAGAAGAAAAUAAGUCCCAACAAGAAGCCCUUUUCCGUGAAGGAGAAGAAGCCGGGUGACGGCGAAGCCGGCCAGAGCCCCGAGGACACACCCUUUCAGCACUCUCCUCUUGGCAAGCCUGUGGUGAGGGCCGCAGCUGGCACCCUCCUGAGUAAAAGCUCUCCAGUGAAGAAGCCAAGUCUUCUAAAGACCCAUCAGUUUGAGGGAGACCCUUUUGACUCGGGCUCCGAGGGCUCUGAGGGUCUCGGGCCAUGUGUGUCAUCACUCAGCAGCCUGAUAGGCACCGUGGCUGAGACUUCUGAGGAGAAGUACCGCCUGCUUGACCAGAGGGAUAGGAUCAUGCGGCAAGCUCGGGUGAAAAGAACCGACCUGGACAAAGCGAGGACUUUUGUUGGGACAUGCCCAGAUAUGUGUCCUGAAAAGGAGCGGUACAUGCGGGAGACCCGGAGCCAGCUGAGCGUGUUUGAAGUGGUCCCAGGGACUGACCAGGUGGACCACGCGGCAGCUGUGAAGGAAUACAGCCGCUCUUCUGCUGAUCAGGAAGAGCCCCUCCCGCAUGAGCUGCGGCCCUCGGCAGUGCUCAGCAGGACCAUGGACUACUUGGUGACUCAGAUCAUGGACCAGAAGGAGGGCAGCCUGCGGGACUGGUAUGACUUCGUGUGGAACCGCACACGGGGCAUACGGAAGGACAUCACACAGCAGCACUUGUGUGACCCUGUGACGGUGUCCCUGAUUGAGAAGUGUACCCGGUUCCAUAUCCAUUGUGCCCACUUCAUGUGUGAGGAGCCCAUGUCCUCCUUUGAUGCCAAGAUCAAUAAUGAGAACAUGACCAAGUGCCUUCAAAGUCUGAAGGAGAUGUACCAGGACCUGAGAAACAAGGGUGUGUCCUGUGCCAGCGAAGCUGAGUUCCAGGGCUACAACGUUCUGCUCAAUCUCAACAAGGGGGACAUCCUAAGAGAAGUACAACAGUUCCAUCCUGCUGUUAGAAAUUCCUCUGAAGUGAAAUUUGCUGUUCAGGCCUUUGCUGCAUUGAACAGUAAUAAUUUUGUGAGAUUUUUCAAACUGGUCCAGUCGGCUUCUUAUCUGAAUGCUUGUCUUUUACACUGUUACUUUAAUCAGAUCCGCAAAGAUGCUCUCCGAGCGCUCAACAUCGCGUACACUGUGAGCACGCAACGCUCCACUGUCUUUCCCUUGGAUGGCGUGGUGCGCAUGCUGCUCUUCAGAGACUGUGACGAGGCCACAGACUUCCUGAACUACUAUGGUCUGACUGUCUCUGAUGGCUGUGUUGAGCUGAACCGGUCCUCGUUCCUGGAACCAGAGGGCUUAUCCAAGGCCAGGAAGUCGGUGUUCAUUACCAGGAAGAUGACCGUGUCGGUUGGGGAGAUUGUGAGUGGAGGGCCAUUGCCCCCCAUCCCUCGUCACACUCCCGUGUGCAGCUUCAACUCCCAGAACAAGUACAUUGGGGAGAGCCUGGCUGCAGAGCUGCCUGUGGGCACCCAGAGACCCAGCUCGGACGCAGUAGGUGAGAAGCUGCAGUUGCAUGAGGGAAGUAGCAUUGCCCCUCCAGGAAGCCUCUCUGGAGGUGGGGGGAAAGGAGAGGCGUGUGGGGCAGAGGCAGAUGUACCGCCGCCCGCUCUCCUCCAGCAGCCUCUUCCCACCCCUGCGCCCACACCAGCUUCUCUGCCUCACCUCCCAGCACCGACCCCGAGCACAGCGCCUAGCCUCUUCCAGCCCCCUGUGCAGCCCCCCCUCCAGCCCCCUGUGCAGCCCGAAUUGCUUCCUCCAAGGCCUGUACCUUCGUACUCGGAUGCGGACCUGGCUCAAGUAGUGGAUGAGCUCAUCCAGGAGGUUCUUCAGAGGGACUGUGAGGAGGUUGGUGCCGCUGGGGCGGCCUUCGCAAACACAGCUCUGGGAGCUGCUCUCAGUCUUGGACAGGAGGUUGCAGCUGCCCAUUUGUAAAGGCUUAACUGUUGGUCCUGUCCUCUAGGUGGGUAUGA